This is a messenger RNA of Cyprinodon tularosa, 2313 nucleotides long. RefSeq lists its product as uncharacterized. The transcript has 9 exons. Lineage: Eukaryota; Metazoa; Chordata; Actinopteri; Cyprinodontiformes; Cyprinodontidae. Bases 131 to 1195 code for a protein of 354 amino acids. The record is from RefSeq and is a predicted model, not a curated record.
UGAAAGUGAGGCCUUUGGGCACGUAAAAGCAUUUAAAAAGCUCAGGUGUUGUUCUCACCCUUCAGUUUGCAACGGCUGCAGAAAACGCAACAACAUUCUUGUGCUGUGUUGAGCCACUGGAUUUAAGGACAUGUUGCUGUUGAUUUUGAUGCUUUGUGUUCCUUCCUGCACUACACUUGAAAAAUCAAGUUGCAAAGGCGGAACUAUUCAAUUGGAAGGUGGAAGAAAUGUGACAAAAGAAGGGAAUCUGAUUUUCAUUUCAACUGAAGGACAAAGAAAAACGUUAAUGUAUAAAGGCAAGGCUACAGACCCACGUAUCACAGUUUCGUACAGCAAAGUACUUCUUAAAGGAUUGCAAAAAGAAGAUGAAGGAAAAUAUCAAUUUACAUCUCUCAGAGGGCUUGUAAACCAGUAUGAGGUAAAAGUAAUAGAAUGUAUUACAAAGAAGUAUAUGGAGAGUGUUUCCCUUGGGGUUCCUGAAAGAGCUCAGUACCUGUAUUUUAAGGGUUCGACUGAAAAACUGGAAAAACUCUGGGAUCGUACAAAAAGUCAAAACACUGAUAAAAGAGUGAUUGUGAAGAACAAUGUCUGGAAAAUGGUCAAUCUCACUAAGGCAGACGAAGGAUUCUACUUGUUUGUUCGUGAAGACAAAAAAGUUGAGCUAACGAUAAAGCUAUCUAUAAAAGAAGAAACCCAGGAUUAUAAACUGAAAGUGAAUGAGAGCCUCUUCAUUAAAUUUCCUGAGCGUGGAGGACCUUGGGAUGUGGUGUUCAAGUCAAAAAAUAAACAACAGAGGGUGAUGAUCAAAAAUCAACUAGUUUUGGAAGGCACUGGAUUCGAGGGGAGAAUUACUAUUCAGAAUAAUAGCAUUGAAAUUAAAUCAGUGACAGCAGAAGAUUCUGGAACGUUUAACUUCUAUGACCAACAAGGCAACCUGGCAAUGUCUGUUAAGCUGGAUGUUGACUCUGGAUCUAAUCACCUAGCUGCUUAUAUUGUUGUUCCGUUGGUCCUUCUGGUGGUUUGUGUGGGUGGUGGUUCUGCUGCAAAAAAAGGUAAAUCAAAACCUAGCGAGGAAGCUUCUGUCUCUCCCGAUCCUAACACUGUGCAUGCUUCACCGCCUGAUACCAACAUGUAUCCCCUGCUCCAUCAGGUUCCGCCUCCAGAAACUUCUACGUCUAUGCACUACAAGAUGUAGUUUUCACCUCUGGAUGCUGAGCCACUGACUGAUCAUGCAAAAACAUAGAAAAAAGGGAUUUAAAGUUCUGAAUAACCCAAUUUUGUUGCAAGCUUUAUCAAGAGAUUAGUUGAAUGUUGUUUUCAGAAGUGUGUGUGUGGGCGGGGGUGGGGGGGCCGCAGUUUUUUUUUAAAUAUAACUAACUUCAGCGUGUGUGACCAUCCAGUCACAGACCCGAUUCAGUGGCGCAUCAGAUGUUUGUAAACUGAGCUUCUUUUAGGAGGGAAAGCAAUGACAGCCAAUCACACAACAGUAGACAGUGGGCUUGUGUGCGGUCUAAACUCAGGAAAGCAUGCUUCCGCUAGAGCUGUGGUUUUUCGCUUGGCCAUAUUGCUCAACGAAUGUCUGUGUACUGUAAUGUAAAAUUGUUUUUAGACAGUAAAACAUAGAGGACCCAAAUGGACGUUUGAAAAAGUGCAGGGUUACAAACACAAUACCUCAUCACUAGAUCUACCUAAAGCCUUAUGUGGAAACCCAAGGAACAGGCUUGGAGAGGUUUUAACAUGGAUCUUAAAGGUGGACCUGAAGUCCAGAAGCUCUAGGCAUUCAAAAUUGUUGCAGAUAAGAGUAUGGUGAUGAGCUCCAAGGAGUCAAAAUGAUUAGAAAUGCCUACUGUAAUAAGUGCAUUAGAUAUUAAUUUGUUUAAGUAUAUUUAUGCAAUUGUACCUGUAGACACUUCUGAAGAUUAUUAUGAACUUUUCUCAGACAUGUAUAUAGAUGAAUACAGAAUGUAUUAUUAAUUUCUCAUGGAUCUUUAGCUUUUUAAGAGGGAUUGUUGCUAUUAUUUUGUUUGACGGUUGUUUUACCUUACCUUUUUAUCUUUUCUUAUUCAUAUACCCAUUUAUAUACCCAUGUGUUCAAGCAAUGCAAGCCACUUUUCUUUGUGAUGUUAUAUAGCUCUACUGUGUUUUGGUUUGUUUCUUAUUUGGUUUAUAGACAAAAACAUCUGCUUUACUUAAUAAUUUUCAAAACAUUUUACCUUUACAUCUUUUUGUAACAUUUAAAUGUAACAUUGACUGAUGUAACAUGAAUUGAAAGAUAAAAAUGUGACAUAUUUAGUAAAGGCAAGAUUAGAAAGA